Strongylocentrotus purpuratus (purple sea urchin) is the source of this 1994-nucleotide messenger RNA. RefSeq lists its product as uncharacterized. The record is from RefSeq and is a predicted model, not a curated record. NCBI's taxonomy places the organism in Eukaryota, Metazoa, Echinodermata, Echinoidea, Camarodonta, Strongylocentrotidae. The transcript is spliced from 4 exons. Bases 305 to 970 code for a protein of 221 amino acids.
UAGUAAAUGGUUGGGAGAAAAUAACCCAAUUAUCGGGCAGAAUUUGCCCAAAUUCGAUUUACCCAGUAACAUCUGCCCAACUUUCGUUACAGUUUACAGACAUGCUAAAGCGAUUGAAUCCGUAUUUUCAGAACCAUCCGUCAAGAUCUUGGUGUCAAUCAAUGAAAUAUCCCCGGGGACUAUCUUUACUGCUAACCUACAGGAUGAAUUAGUAUUUACUGCCAUCCCCGCUUCACCUGAACCAAGGGGUAUAACAUACGACACUGUUUCUCACAAGAUAUACUGGAGUGAUUUAUCCGACAAAAUGAUUUAUCGAGCUAAUGUAGAUGGGACGAACAGGGAAGAUGUCGUUCUAUAUAACUAUAAAAAAGGGGUAUCAAAUAUGGCCGUUGCUCAAACACCAAGGAUACUCUUCCUGUCUUCUGGGCAGGCAUACAAAAUAACAUCAGUGUCAAUUGAAGAGGGUAGUUCUGUACCGAAAACUGAAGUGGAUUUCCUAACCAAUCUCAUUCAUACUCCAGCCGCCAUUUUGGUCGACGACGAACAAGGAUAUCUGUACAUCGCCUUAAGAUGGAGUAUAGUUCGUACGAAUCUCACUGGAUCUGGUCAUAGAGAUGUAGUCUUUAAGGAUGGAAAGUCAUUGAAUAUCAACAGAAUGGGCAUCGAUCUGACUCGAUAUGUACGUCGCAUAUUUUUCUUCGACUUGGGUACGCAUAAAUCUUUCUUCAAGGACCUAAACAGCUUUGAUAUAUCUAGUGCCCAGGAAUUGACGGAGUACAUACCAUUACCUAACCUCGAAAAGAUCAGGGAUAUUUGCUACUUCAAUAGUGUCAUUUACUGGAUAAUUGGGGGCUCAUCAGGGGGUAUCGGCAAGAUGACUGACUACGACCAGACCAACCCAUCCUUUCAAUUUCAAGAAAUAAGUCAAUUUAAUCCUCGUCGAGCGUACUUCGCUGACAUAGAAGCUUGACUUCUUUUAGUCUUGAGUUUUCUGUGAUAAAGAAUAUAAACAAUUAAUAAACAAUUUUCCUGUCAAAGAGUUAUUCAUAAAACUUAACAAAGAUAAACUAAAUAUAAGUUAUUAUACAUGUAGUUGUUACUAAAUGAUAGGCGUAUGUGCGAAGCCUUUACUUGUCAAAAUCGUGAAUUUGAUGCAAUCAUAUGUUUUAAAUUCCUCAUCGAUUUUUUUCCCCUCUUCUAAUGAAGAUAAUAUGAAAAAUAUGACGUUUAUGCAGAAGAUGAAGUGUCAUGGGCAAGUCACCGAACUGUGGAUGAAUUAGUCCGUGGUUCGAGUCCAACAUGCGGAACUAAUGUCCCUUGGCAAGAGACUUAUCUAUGUAGCUCUAGUGGAGGUGUCAUGGUAGAGUGGUUCAUUCACUUGACUCUCAAUUCAAGGGUUGGGGGUUCGAACCCCAGGUCAAUACUAAGGUCCUUUGGUAAGACAUUAAUCCACAUUAACGACUCUCCACCCCCGUGUUAAUUGGGAACUUUCCGAUUCGCAGGUGAAUACUGAUGAUAAUUCUGAUUAUAAUAAUGAUAACAACAUCAUCAGCAACAAUAAUAGUAAUAAUAAUAACAAUGAUAAUAAUUUAAAUAAUAAUUUGGAUAACAGUACUGAUAUUUAUAAUGAUUAUAAUUAUUUUCAAUAUUUAUGUUGGUGUUAUUACUCUCAACCGAGGUAUAGUAAAUUGGCAUAGGAAAAGACUCCUUAUAGGGCGUUUUGAGCAUGUAAUAUGGAUGUAUGAUUAUGUGUAUAUUUAAAAAAAUAUAGUCUUCGUUAUAAUUAUCAUCCUAAAUAACAUGUUGAGGGCUUUGCUCUAGCCCUGAAACCUCGUUUAGCACCAAAUGAUAACAGCAUGCAUGGAAAUUCCCGGGAGGUUUAUAAACUCGUAAUAAUUUAAUGGUGUGAUUUAAGCCUUGAACAGAAUCGGAGCGGUGAACUGUGGUGGUUAUUCAUGAUGGCGUCAGGUGUAACACUCUUCACAUUCCCUAUC